Messenger RNA from Priceomyces carsonii, 1212 nucleotides. RefSeq lists its product as uncharacterized. Gene Ontology annotation, molecular function: FAD binding. The transcript has a single exon. The record is from RefSeq and is a predicted model, not a curated record. Bases 1 to 1212 code for a protein of 403 amino acids. Lineage: Eukaryota; Fungi; Ascomycota; Pichiomycetes; Serinales; Debaryomycetaceae.
AUGACAGUAAAAAAGGAAUUGAAGUUCGUCAUCAGUGGGGCUGGUUUAAUAGGAUUACUUGUUGCGCAUUCAUUGAAGUCCAGAAACAUUGACUUUGUAAUUUUUGAUCGAGAUGAAAACGAAAGAGCCAGGGUAGCAUCUGGCUGGGCGAUAACGCUACAUUGGGCAUUAGAAACAUUUGAACAAUUAUUACCGAAACACUUGUUGGAUCAGAUCUAUGAUGCUGAAGUCAGACCUAAUUUUCAUAAGGUAGAUACUGGUAAUUUCAAGUAUAUAAAUGCAUCCUCAGGAGAAACAAUCAUCUCUAUUCCCCCCUCUCGAAGGCUUAGAAUAAGGAGAGAGCAGCUUAGACAAAUCCUUUUGCAAGAUAUUGAUGUUAAGUGGAAUUGCAAGAUGGUGAAUCUUGACACUUCUAUCGAAAAUAAAAUAGUUGUGACAUGCUCCAAUGGUGAAUUUUUUAAAGGCGACGUGUUAUUAGGAUGCGAUGGCUCGAAUUCGAUCACUCGAAGGUUAGUUUGUCCAGACACCGGCAGUUUGUACCACCUUCCAGUAAGGUUUUGUGGUUCUAAAAUUAAAUUGUCUGGUGAAGAAGUCGAGAAAAUUUCAGAGAAGUUUGAUCCCUUACUUUUUCAAGGUACAAUUCCUUCCAAUGAGACCUUUUUUUGGUUUUCGAUGCUCGAAACACCUGAAUACACUAAGAAAAACGAUUCGUAUUAUGCGCAAGUUAAUUUGUCCUGGAAGUCCUCAGACGAUGAUGAGGAGCCAUUUAAAUCUAAUCACGCAAAGGCUAUCGCUAUGAUAAAGCAUGCAGAGGGCUUAAAUGAUGAUUUAUAUUGGUUGGUUAUGCGGGCUGCACAAAAUAAAGAUUCGAUUCAAGAGAUAAAGUUAUGUGAUUGGCCCUUGGUCGAGUGGGAUUCCAAGAACGAUAAGGUGAUACUUCUAGGUGACUCUGCCCAUGCGAUGACAAUGUAUAGAGGUGAGGCCGCAAACCAUGGUAUAACUGAUGUGAGUAAUUUUAUGCUGCAGUUAGAUGAGUAUCUUUCUUGUUCAAAGUCAUGGAGGGAAGUCGUCGCAACAUAUAGCCUGGAGAUUAAAGCUAGAGCAGCUCCUGCUGUAUUAUUAUCAAGAAAGGCUUGCUUGGAUGCUCAUGAUAUGACCCAAAUUAAUUCUUCUUCAGAGUCUCCUCUACUAGCAAUUAGAAAGAGACUUUAG